Messenger RNA from Triticum urartu, 2692 nucleotides. The record is from RefSeq and is a predicted model, not a curated record. Lineage: Eukaryota; Viridiplantae; Streptophyta; Magnoliopsida; Poales; Poaceae.
UGACUACCACAUUCAGGAUUGGUUGGAGGGAUUAGUUGUCAAAGAUAGAAGAUCUGGGGCGGUUUGAGUUUAGAUGCCGUCGUGCCUAGUGUAGAUCAAGCAUGGUGUACAUGCUGCAUAUAACGGAGAAAGGUUUGUAGUGCUACUGGGCCUGUGUGCAGUGAAUGGGAUAAACGGCAGGUCUGAAGGUACCGAAUGACUACUUCAAUCUAAUAGUGAUUUAGUGAUUACAGAUUAAACAAAAUACUGGCUCAUGAAAGAUGAAAGCAUGCUAAAAAACUGCAAUUAUGUGUUUUAAUACUGAAAAAAAUGCAAGUUCGCAUGUAACAGUAUACUUCUCCCUUGUGGUUUAUAGUAUUACAAUGCUAAACUUUGUUUAGUCGUUCAGUAAGGACUGUUGUUUUUCCUUUAUUUUUGUAAAUAUUGGUUGUUCCUGCUAUCUUGGCGCUUUCAUAAUGAAAAGGACAUGCUGCCAGGUGUGUUUGAGAAAAAUAAUCAACCUAGGACAGUCAUACUAUUGUGUGAUGGUGACAAACAGGAGGAUCAGCCAUGUCCUGAUAUAUACUAUAGGACAAUUCUUUUUUUAAGAGCCAUCAGUCAUGUCCAUUUGGAGGAUGAUCGUUGAUUCCAAGUCUCCAAGCAUGGGAAGAACCGACGCCUUUCUCUGUACAAGAGCAACCAGCCAUAUCCUUGUGGAGCGCAGCACCAUCACUAGUUCAGUUCACCACCAUGCCCAUCGCCCCCGAGGAGUUGCUGGGGCUGAAGGAACACAUGGAGCCCCCGCCGCCAUCCCCAUCCGUCUACCUUGACAUUCCUCCGUCGCCCUAUGGCGGCAGUGUCGGGGACCUGGUGCUCCCAUACAUCACUCGCAUGCUGAUGGAGGAGGACAUCGACGACAGGUUCUUCUACCAGUACCCAGACCAUCUUGCCUUCCUCCAGGCGCAGCAGCAAUUUACCCAAAUUCUUGAUGAUGCCAAGAACUUACUGUCCGGCGAAGGUGGCGACAUGGAGAAGAUGCAUUCUGAUGCGUCUUUGCAGGGUAUUCGUGGAGGUAGCAUGUGCUUGGCUGACAAGGACGUCCCGAGUUGGACGUUCUCGGAUGGUGCUGAGGUGUACAAUAAUGGUGAUCAGAGCAAACUCAACCGCUCCAAUGAAGCCAUGCUUAACUUUGCAUUCUUGAAAGGCAUGGAGGAGGCCAACAAGUUCUUGCCUAGAGACAACCAACCGCAGGCUGAUGUCUUCAGCGUCGACCAAGCGAAGGAGAUUUUUGGGCGAAGCAUUAGUGGUGGGGGACGGAAGGGUCAGCGUGAUGUGGACAAGCUGGAGGAAGUGGUGGGCAGGGCCAGCAAACUGCUGAUGCCGGAGCUGGAAGAGGAUGGCGCCAGCGAGAUGAUCAACAAAAUAAUGCUGAAUAGUUACGAACUAUGUGGGGAGACCAUGGAGGAGCUGCAAAUCACCAUGGAGAACAUCAGAGCUGAUAGAAAAAAUAAGAAGGCGGUGCGGGGAAAGCAGGGAAAGAAAGAGGCGGUGGACCUGCGCGGGCUGUUGCUAUGCUGCGCACAGGAGGUGGCCACCGGCAACCGUCAUGGCGCGGGCAAUCUGCUGAAACAGAUCAGGCAACAUGCUUCCGCAACAGGAGAUGCCGCUCAGCGGCUGGCGUAUUGUUUCGCCAAGGGGCUUGAGGCCCGGCUGGCGGGCACUGGGAGCCAGGUGUACAAGUCACUCAUGGCGAAGCACACCUCGACCAUGGAGUUCCUCAAAGGUUACGAGCUGUUCAUGGCAGCCUGCUCCUUCAAAAGGGUGGCGUUCACAUUCUCCAGCAUGACCAUCUUCGAUGCCGUGGAAGGGAAGAGCAAGUUGCACAUUGUGGAUUAUGGCUUGCAUUAUGGGUGCCAGUGGCCGGGCCUGCUGGCUUGGCUGGCGACCAGGGACGGCGGGCCACCGGAGGUGAGGAUCACCGGGAUUGACCUCCCGCAGCCCGGGUUCCGCCCGGCUAAGAGGCUUGAGGAGACAGGGCGGGCACUCAGCAACUGUGCCCGUCAGUUUGGCUUGCCGUUCAAGUUCCAUGCCAUCGCGGCCAAGUGGGAGACUAUCCGUGCCGAGGACCUCAACAUCGACCCUGACGAGGUGCUUGUGGUGAAUGACCUGUUCAAUUUCAACACCUUGAUGGACGAAAGCCUUGUUAUCGACAGACCCAGCCCCAGGGAUGUGGUCCUCAGCAACAUCCGGGAGAUGCAGGCAGAUGUGUUCGUCCAAGGUGUUGUGAAUGGUUCUAGCGGCCCAUUUUUCUUGGCCCGGUUCCGGGAGGCACUCUUCUUUUACUCAUCGGUGUUCGACAUGCUUGACACCACCACACCGCCAGAGAGCUACGAGCGCUUCGUUCUCGAGCGGGACAUGUUCGGGCAGUGUGCCCUGAAUACUAUCGCCUGCGAGAGUGCAGACCGGGUAGAGCGUCCCGAGACAUACAAACAGUGGCAGCUGAGAAACCAACGUGCAGGCCUCAGACAGCUGCCACUGAAGCCGAUUAUCACCAAGGUGGCAACAGGCAAGGUCAAGAGCCUGUACCACAAGGAGUUUGUUGUGGAUGUGGAUCAGGGGUGGUUGCUGCAGGGGUGGAAGGGCCGCAUCCUAUAUGCUCACUCGGCGUGGGUGGCAGACGACACUAGCUCCGAGUAUUAGCUGCCUUUUUCUG